CGAGUCACGUUGGUGUUCAGAUUGUUCCGGGAGCCCCCAAACGCUGUGCCCACACACAUUUACCGCGUGUCCGCGUGAGAAAUCUUCGACUGAGAUUUUCUUUUAUAUACUUUUUUGCUGCUACUGCUUCCUUUUGCCAAAAAGGAAGAGCCCACCCAAGUGUGGUGGAUUCUUUUGCGUGUGGAUGACGCGAAAAUUUAUUGUCUCUGCCAUCGAAGAAUUGAUGAUUUGUGCUUCUGUGUCUCUUGCAAGUGUUACAGGAUUCUUUCGUAUAUACGAGGCCUCCCUCCAGUCGACGUGACUGUGCUUUCAUCCCUUCGACUAGCCCAGGGAGGAGUGUUGGUGAUUGUGCAAGAAAAAAAGGGAAGAAUCAUCGAUUGAAGAGUGGCAAAAGAUUUUCUUCUUUUUUUUUUGGUGAAGUGUGUCCCAAUCACAUUUUUUGACACUUUUCUUUCCAUCGCACAUCAAACACCCUUUUGUAGGGAAUUUUCUUCGUCAACUUCUCCCGCGAGGAGGGGACCUUUUUUUUCCUUGGCAAGGCCGUGAAGAGGGAUUCCUCGGACGUGGAGAAAUCAUCCAUCCUUGGACCACCCUCAUCCACCCACAUUCAUUCCACAUAAACCCCAUGUCGAUUAGAAUAUAUUAGCAAAGGCACAUACAACCCAAGAAGGGAGGACACGCACACAAAAGGUAUCCCCUUUUCAGGGGGGAAGGGGAAGCGGGUGAAGCUUGAUAUCCGCACCAGUACCUCAUAUCCGGUGGUGGAUUUGGUGAAAGACAGAAUUAUCCACCCUCACGUCUGAGGGAGGAUUUUUGCAGUGAGUUUUGUGCCAAAAAAAAAAAUUGUGAAUAUUUUCUAUGAGAGCCAUAAAUGAAAAAUGUUUCCAAUGUCCCCCAAAGCUUCCUAGCCAGAUGUGAUUGGCAUUUUUCCCAAAACAACAAAAAAGUGCUCCAUAUCACGAUAAAUUGAUUUUUUUCUGGCACUGUGUGAGGAACACACUAAAUCUUGAUCACACAGUCCCACUGUCUCUCUGUGCUCAAUCAUUCAUGAAGCAAACAUUUUGAAAUUCCCAAAAGCGACAAGAGAUUCCAUCCGGAAGUGCUCCGUAGUACCGCAUAUGUAGUUUAGAUAAGCCACACACACCACAGCUAUAUACAGUGUGGGUGAUUAAAACUUCCGAAACAGGCAAAAAUUUUUUUUUUAAUUGUGAAAACUGAAAUAAAAAAAAACAAACAGUGUGUUUAGGGACUUUAAGUGCACGUGGUAUAGAUUUUUCCGAAGAUUUUCCUCGAGAGAACACAUAACACACCUAUUGUGGAUAUUUGAGGAAAUUUUUCAAAGGAGGUAAGGCAUCAAAGCAAUUUAAUGAAUGACUAGAAGUAGAAAACGUCCAGAUGCUGAAUUGGAUCUCGUCGUGUGUUUUGUCUACACAGUAAGAUGCUGCGUAGAGAGUCAUUGUAGGGGAUAAAAAAAACAUCAGGAAAAUUGUGGAAAAGGAAAGGCUAGCACACAACUCGGAUGCUUGAAAGAGGAAGAAUUCUGAUUCUUGAGCACCUUGGAACACCUAAAGGAGGUGGUUAAGAAUGAUUCUGAGAUGAUUAGAGACGUGGUCAGGUAUGAAGUACACAAGAGAGUGCUGGCCUGGCAGCAGGCAUCGCAUAUCCUGAAUGCAUCGUCACCGUAACGUGAGAGAAAAGCUAAGUGGGAAUGGACCCGGCUCACCUGGCCACCCCAAUUGUCUUGAUCAUCAUCCUCAGCUUUGGUGGCACGGCCGUGGGUGAUUGUCCGCACGUGUGUGAGUGCAAAUGGAAGAGUGGCAAAGAGUCCGUGUCGUGCAUCAAUGCCAAUCUCACGUUUGUCCCAUCGAAGCUGGAUGCUGGGACGCAAGUGUUGGAUCUCACGGGCAAUGAGAUUGCCACACUGGAACGUGAUGCCUUCAGUCGGGUCAAUUUGCUCAAUUUGCAGCGGCUAUUUGUGGUGAGGUGCCGGCUCAAGGUGCUCGAUCGGUAUGCCUUUAGGGACCUCAGUAAUCUCGUUGAGCUGGAUCUCAGCCACAAUUCCCUGUCGGCUGUCCCCUCGCACGCCUUCAGUGCAAUCCCCGAGCUGCGUGAGCUGAAACUCAAUGGGAAUCCCAUUCAGAGGAUAGCACCAGAUGCCUUUGGGCCUCUGUCGCAGCUGGUGCGGCUUGAGCUUUCAGACUGCCGCAUUACAGCAAUUGAUCAUAGAGCUUUUGCCAGCCUCGAAACAACCCUUGAGUGGCUACACUUGGAUGGCAAUAGGCUGGCCGAGGUGAAAGCCACCUCUCUGACAGCCCUGUACAAUUUGCACGGCUUGGAAUUGAGUAGAAACAUGUGGAAUUGCUCGUGCUCCCUCAGACCGUUGCGUGAGUGGAUGCUACGUCAGAAAAUCCCCUCAGCCGUUGUGCCUCUCUGCCGCAAUCCACCACGUGUGGCCGGGAAAUCCUGGGAUCGCCUGGAUUUGGAUGACUUCGCGUGCGUUCCCCACAUCCUGGCCACGCGGAUAAGCGGAGACGCCAUUGAGGGCCGGAAUAUCACAAUGAGUUGCUACGUGGGUGGCAUCCCUGAGCCAAGUGUCAAGUGGAUCCUACGGAAUCGUAUUCUAGGAAAUAUCACAAGCGGCCUCGCACUGGGACCCUCAACUGCGCGACGUUCGUACAUCGUUCAAGCCCGUAGGAAUGCCAGCAAUCUCACAAUAAUGGCUACUGAGACUCAAGACGCCGGCACGUACAUUUGCGCGGCUGAAAAUAAAGCCGGCCGCGCUGAAUCAUCAGUCACACUAACUGUUGCCCGCCGGCCGCCGGAGAAUACGCUUUCGGGACGAAUUCUCCUUGCUAGCGUUGUUGUGGCUGUUCUCUUUGUGAUCUUUUCCCUUCUGGUAGCUGUCUGCUUGUUUGCAAUACGGCGCAAUAGGAAACUUAAAUCCUGGACGCAUCAUUCGGCCGCCCGCCGCGAGAGCUACGAAAAAAUAGAGAUGAAAGCCAAAACAACGGGUGCAGGGCUGAAUGAGCACAAAAGUCCACGUGCAGAGACGCUAAAUAUGAUGGCGGCUAAGCUGACGGGGGCUGAGAAUGGAAUUGCAUUUGUGGGUACAGCGGCUACGGCUCCCCGGCGGCAUGGAGAGUACCGAAACGUACCGAGUGAGGACGACGGCACGGGGUACGAGGACAAUUGUGACAUCAACCCGCCGCGGAGGGAGAUGGCGCCAAAAUGGAAAUUACUUUCGAGUCAGCCGCCAAUUGAGGCGCCGCCAUCAAUUGCCAACACCUUCGCGGCGGCUGGCUGUGCGGCGGAUGACGCCGAUUUGCACAUACCAAGAAUUGACUGUCGGAAUGAUGGCCAAUUUUCCGGCGCCACGAGUGCCGCCGCGGGCUCCGCUGGGACUCACAUGCCCUUUGGGAAGGUCACAGUGGGGGGUAGCUUUAAACCAACAUGGUCUCAGCAUGUGAUGAAGAAGCAAAUGAUGGGGCAGACGAUGUACCCAGAUGCCCAGCAUCGACGUAGCCCAUCAGGAGCUGAGGAUACGGACGUGGAGAAGGGCUAUCCGGACCUGCUGGAGAUAACACGCUCCAAGAGCCCAGCCACUGCAACCACCAGCAACUUCUGCACGCUGCCACGGAAGCGGAUGGGUGGCAAUGCGAAGUAUUUCCCACGCAAUGCCUCAACGGAUAGUCAAUCACCCCUCCUGCCUGAAUGCCCAAGUAGGUAUGGGAGUGAGAAUCUCGAUGAUGCCACUGUGAUGUCCGGCAGUAGGAGACUCUCGGCGGAGUCGCAGCAACUCGGUGGGAAGUAUGCGCAGCAGCGAUCCAACAGCUUCCUCAGCCUCGUCUCACCCGGCACGGCAAAGCACUAUCCCAGCUUACCCACAUCCCCGGCCAAGGAGGCGAAACGUCUUCUUUCCCCCGUGGCUACACCCCUUCUGGAUUUUUCCGCUCUCCCUGCACGAAGUCCCCUUGUCCAGACACCCUCAUCCUCCUCCACGGCCGCCACAUCGUGCGCCUAUGACUACCAUGCAGCACAGUUGGAGCGUUUCCUGGAGGAGUACAGGAGUCUCCAGGAGCAGCUGUGCAAGAUGAAGGAGACCUGUGAGACAAUUCGUCGCAAGGAGAUGCCCCCAAAGGCGGGUGCUGCAAAACUAGCCGACCCACUCAUGUACAACGCCGCUGUGUUGCAUCAGAAUCCCCCGACGAGUCUCCUUGGCGAUGAAGCCACCACAAAGGGGAUCCUCAAAAAUAAAUCCCUCCUCCCGGGUCAACCACCUGAGCCACCCCCGUACUGGCUACACCGCAAUGCCCUCCUCAAGAAGCUCAACGAUCCCAAUGCUGAGCAGCAUCCCUUCAAGAGCUGAACGCCCCCUCAAUGGCACGAUGGCUUCAGCUAGAGGGGCGGUAAACUAACAUAGAUAAAUCUACCCUGUCCUCCCUUUCCCCCAAACUUUCUCCCUGAUAGCGGUCGUUUUAGGUAUUUUAUAUCCCAGUGUAUUAUGUACUUAAUUGUCACUCUUGUUCAGGAUGGUGGGAAUCACAUUCAUCAGGCAUCAAUCAUUGAAAGGUAAGUGGGGAGUAUUCUUAUUAAAAUGAAUUAAAAAUUUUUAUUUUGAGGCAGGAAUUUAAAUUGAAAAAAUUAAUAAAAAUUGUUGCAUUUACCUUCCCGUUUUUGUAAUAGGAGCUUAUUCAUUUUUGAGAUACUAAUGAAGGAAAUAAAAUUUAAUUAAUUAUAGAUAUCAGUUUAAAAACAUUUUUGAAAAUAAUAUUUAACGAUUUUUUGGUUAAGUUAAUACGUAAGGGGUAUUUAUUUGAAUAAAAGUCUACAGAUUUUCGGAUAAUUCGCCAAUCUUCUGUUCAUUCGCCAAGAUUCAGAUUUUUCGACAAGAUUUGAAUAAUUCGCAAAGAUUCGGAUAAUUCGUAGAGAUUCGGAUUUUUCGUUAAUCUUCAAAUUAUUCGACAAGAUUCGGAUAAUUAGCAGAGAUUCGGAUUAUUCGCCAACAUUCGGAUAAUUAGCAGAGAUUCGGAUUAUUCGCCAAGAUUCGGAUAAUUAGCUGAGAUUCGGAUAAUUCGUUAAUCUUCGGUUUAUUUGCUAAUCUUCGUAUUAUUCACCUAUCUUCCGAUAAUUCGUCAAGAUACAGACAAGUUGUCAAUUUUCCAGUUUUUUCGACAAGAUUCGGAAUAUUUGCAACUCUUCGGAUAAUUCGCCAAACUUCUGUUCAUUCAGAUUAUUCGACAAUAUUUGAAUAAUUCGCAAAGAUUUGAACAAUUCGCAAAGAUUCGGAUAAUUUUUAAAGAUUCGGAAAAUUUGCCAAUCUUGUGUUUGUUCGCCAAGAUUCGAAUAAUUCGUUGAUCUUUGGAUUAUUUGCUAAUCUUGGCAUUAUUCGUCAAUUUUCGGAUUAUACGCGAAGAUUUGAAUUAUUCACCGAAAAAACCAAAAGAUUCGGCUGAUAUUUAAUAAAAAUCUUCGGAUUUUCGGAAAUCUUUGGACGAUUCCCCAAGAUUCGGAUAAUUAUCUGAGAUUCGAAUAAUUCGUUAAUCUUCGGUUUAUUCGUUAAUCCUCACAUUAUUCGACAAGAUUCGGAUUAUUCGACAAGAUUCGGAAUAUUUUUCAAACUUUAGUUGAUUCGUUAAUCUUCGGAUGAUUCGCCGAAAUUCGAUAAAUUCGUCAACAUAAACCAAAAGAUUCGCCAGAUAAACACCCCUCGAUGAUAAUUACUUAUUGUUACUAAAUGUUUAAUUAAUUACAAUAUCAAUAAAGACAAAUUGACCCUUUAAUAAGAAUACUCUCCACAAACUUUUCUCCAAGAGAAAAAAAUCCAACAUUUUUCAUUUAGCUUGUAAACUUUCAAAACUUAUUCAGAGAAUUGAAUGCAAUUUAUAAGAGAAAUGUAUGCAAAAGAAAACUUUUAGUUCUUUUUGUACACGUAAUUUUAAGGAAGAAUAAAGAGAAGAUAUUUAAGGAAGAGGAACAUUUUUCAGCAAUUUAUGUAUAUUCACAUGAAGAAAAAAAAACAUUUAAAAUUUAAAUGGACGGGACGUGUUUCCGAGGAACUUUAUGCAAGAAAAUGAUAUAUCAUGUAUAAAAAUUAAGGUAUAAAUUUUAGGCUGAUAAGGACACGAUGCAGAUGUCGCUGUGUAGGUGAGAGAACAAUGUGUUUUGGCGGAAAUGAGAAUUGAAUUAAUUUCAAGAGAAUAAUGAAGAAAACGUAUAAGUAAUUGUCUUGAAUAACGUUGUUAAUAAACCAUGAGAAAGUGAGAAUGAAAAUAAA
This is a messenger RNA of Lutzomyia longipalpis, 6274 nucleotides long. RefSeq lists its product as uncharacterized. The transcript is spliced from 6 exons. The record is from RefSeq and is a predicted model, not a curated record. Gene Ontology annotation, molecular function: protein binding. NCBI's taxonomy places the organism in Eukaryota, Metazoa, Arthropoda, Insecta, Diptera, Psychodidae. The coding region runs from base 1709 to 4366 and encodes 885 amino acids.